GACGCAACGCGCAAAGUUGACAAGUACGAAUACACGUGUGUACUGUGUAAUAUGUAAACACUAAACAGUUGUUGAGGACUUGAAGUUGUUUUAGUUGGUGUUGUGUGUUCCGUAGGAGUAAGUGUUGAGAAACAGUAUUUACCACGCAACGAAAAUGAGUUUCGCGCGUUUCAAAGAAGUGAUAGAAGAAGACGAUACCGUUAUACUUUAUGUCAACGUUAACAGCAUGCAUGCUUUGAAAGUGACACCACAAAUAAAAAAUAAAAAUGGGGCUCUUGUGUCAAAUGUUUUCCAAACUGUUUAUGGCGCAUUAAAAGUAGAUUCUCUAAUUGGUAAAAAAUUUGGAAGCAAAGUUAAAUUAACUAAAGGAUGGGUAUACGUACUUCACCCAACACCGGAAUUGUGGACGUUAACUUUACUUCAUAGGACACAAAUCAUAUACACACCGGAUAUUAGUAUGAUAAUUUUUCAGUUGGAGCUAAAGCCGGGAAGUAUAGUUAUUGAAGCAGGAACUGGAAGUGGCUCGCUCUCUCACGCCUUGAUCCGAACAAUAAAACCUUCAGGACAUUUGUUUACAUAUGAUUUUCAUGCUGCUAGAGUCGACGUAGUUCGGGAAGAGUUUAAGGAGCAUGGUUUGUCAGAGUAUGUAUCUGUUGAACACCGUGAUGUCUGUGAGGAUGGUUUCGGAGCGGCUGUUACAAAUCGUGCAGACGCAGUAUUCCUUGAUUUGCCAAAGCCUUGGGAUGCAGUACCUUAUGCAGUUGCGGCUUUUAAACAAAUCGGCGGCAGAUUUGUAUCGUUUUCACCGUGUAUAGAGCAAGUGCAAAACACGUGCAAGGCUUUAAGUGAGAAUGGAUUUUUCGAGAUAGUAACAAUGGAAUGUUUGCUUAAAGAACUGAAUGUGCAAGUACGCGCCAUGCCCAUUUUGAAUAUAGGAACAAAAGAAGCAACCUCACAAAAAACUUACAAUACUGCUUCCCCUGGACUUUCAGUGUGUGGUCAUUCUGGCUACAUUACAGCAGCGACGCUACCACCUCGCCAAGAUUGAGUUGUUCACUGGAAUCACUGUACUGUAGUGAACGUCAUAAGUGCUAACGUUUAAAUUUUUCAGGGGAACAGUGGCUGUUUCAACCACAAUCAGUGGUAGGAAAUGGAUUAGUAUUUUCUCUCAACAAAAUUUUUCUAAUGGCUGACAACCCGAUCGACUAAAAGUUUUUAAAUUGUAAAAACUGUAAUAAGUGUUCGAACUUGUUUAGUAAUCAUUUGGUUUCCAAUACUGAUACUUAUCUAAGCGCAGGAGUACAGUUAUGAAAUAAGUUAAAAGUCAUGAGCAUUGUAUGAAGUAGUAGAAAUAUGCAAUUGUGAAAGAAAUAAAGCAGUGUUUCGUUAACCUAUCAGUAUAAAGUAUACAGACUGAACAGAGUUCAGUAACAAAGUAGAUCAAGCUACUGUGAAUAUGAAU
This is a messenger RNA of Schistocerca americana (American grasshopper), 1462 nucleotides long. Its product is annotated as tRNA (adenine(58)-N(1))-methyltransferase catalytic subunit TRMT61A-like. Gene Ontology annotation, biological process: tRNA methylation. The transcript has a single exon. NCBI's taxonomy places the organism in Eukaryota, Metazoa, Arthropoda, Insecta, Orthoptera, Acrididae. Bases 155 to 1048 code for a protein of 297 amino acids. Gene Ontology annotation, cellular component: tRNA (m1A) methyltransferase complex; nucleus. The record is from RefSeq and is a predicted model, not a curated record.